Oryzias latipes (Japanese medaka) is the source of this 2627-nucleotide messenger RNA. It is a transcript of the gene gkup, whose product is annotated as glucuronokinase with putative uridyl pyrophosphorylase. Gene Ontology annotation, molecular function: glucuronokinase activity; ATP binding. NCBI's taxonomy places the organism in Eukaryota, Metazoa, Chordata, Actinopteri, Beloniformes, Adrianichthyidae. The record is from RefSeq and is a predicted model, not a curated record. Gene Ontology annotation, biological process: biosynthetic process.
CGGUUAUCGCUCUCGCUCUCUAAGACAAGUAGGUGUUUUAUUGUGAAGGGGAGCGCAGCUUUUUCUCGGUUCAACGGGUCUCCUUCCUUUGACUGUCCCGGGACAGUGAGCCAAAGUCCCGCGAUGAUCUGCGUGCUGCUGGUGGCCGGGCAUGGAGCCGUGUUGGAGGCGCAGAUCAAGAAUGAUGACACGGGUCUGUAUCGCCACUUGGCGGGGGUUCCAAAGGCCAUGCUCCCUGGCAUUGGGGGAAAGAAGAUCCUGGACUUUUGGUGGGAAACCGUGAACUUGCGGCAGCUGUUCACCGAGGUCUACCUGGUCACCAAUGCAGAUAAGUACAAACAUUAUGAGCGCUGGGCAACAGCUAACGACUUCCCUGUGGAGAACAUCGUGAACAACGGCAGCACCACGCUGCAGGACCAGCUCGGCGCCGUGGCUGACCUUGUGCUCGCCGUACGCAGCCGGAGGCUGCAGGAUGACAUCAUGGUGAUCGCUGGAGACAUGCUGUGUGCCGACCAGAACUUUGACAUCGGACAAGUGGUUCGCUUCUUCAGGUCAAAGCCGGGGGAGCUGAUCAUCUUCUAUGAGCUGGAAGACGGUGAGGAGAGCAGCUCCAGGGGGAUUGUGGAAGUGUGUCCUGAAACGCACAGGAUCACACGCUUUCUGGAAAAACCUCAAGAAGGUGAGACGGUCUCUCGGCUGGCCAGCGUUGUGUUCUACUGCAUCCAAAAAGACACCCUGUCCUACAUGUCCCAGUUCCUGGAGCUGCAGCAGGAAGCCCCUCAAAAGACCUUUGGACAGUUCUGGGAGUGGCUCGUCAACGAGAAGCGAAUGGACGUGUUUGGCAUGAAACUUCCCACGGGCUUCCAGCUUAUCGGACAAGUGGGACUCUCGGACUACACCAAGUGGCUCACCCAUUACUCUGCUAAAAAGCAGGACUGCAUGGCUGUGGCCAUCACCUGCCGCUCAUAUGCCAGAGUUGGGCUGAUGGGAAACCCGUCAGAUGGAUUCAACGGUAAGACCAUCGCCAUGACCAUCUCUAACUUUUGGGCUGAAGUCACUCUGCUGGAAAGCCAGACUUUGGCGUUAGUCCCUCACCCUCUGAACGACCCCACAGAGUUUGGCAGUCUGCAGGACCUGUUCUGCAUCAGCAGAAAGGAGGGGUACCUGGGUGGUCUGCGGUUGCUGCAAGCCACAUGCAAAAAGUUCUAUCAGUUCUGCUCCAAACAAGGGAUCGCUCUGACCAAGCAGAACUUCACCCUGAAGUACGACACCAACAUUCCUCGACAAGUGGGCCUGGCUGGAAGCAGUGCCAUCGUAUCCGCCACGCUCAAGUGUCUGAUGAAGUUCUACAACAUAACUGACGCUGAUCUCCCCAAACCCAUCCGUGCCAACUUCAUCCUCAGCGUGGAGACGGAGGAACUGUUCAUCACAGCCGGUCUGCAGGACCGAGUGGUGCAGGUUUACGAGGGUUUGGUUUACAUGGACUUCAGCAAGCAUCUCAUGGAGCAGCAGGGCUAUGGGAGCUACGUCUCUAUGGAUAUGAAGAACCUGCCGACGUUCUGGCUGGCCUACCUGAGCGACCCCAGUGACUCUGGGAGGAUCCACAGCAACAUCCGGCAGCGCUGGCUCAACGGUGAGGACACAGUACUGGAGGCCAUCAAGUCUUUUGCUGAGCUCACAGAUCAGGCCAGGACUGCCAUUGAGAACCAAGACUGGAUUAGCCUGGCUCAGCUCAUGGACCAGAACUUGGACUUGCGCAGGUCCAUCUACACAGAUGACUGUCUGGGUCCGGGUAACAUGAUGAUGAUUCGACUGGCAAGACAGUUCGGUUCGGCAGUGAAGUUUCCUGGCAGCGGUGGCGCCGUGGUGGGGUUGUGUCUGGAUCAGGCCAAACUGAUGGAGAUGCGUCAGGCCUUCCAGGAAGCCGGCUGUGUCUUCUGUCUGAUCUCGCCCUACAGCCCGUCCUCCAGCCUGAUGGGGGUCACCACCGACUCUGCCACAGCAUCCAUGACCGGGACCCCACAGUGACCCCCCCCCCCAUCAUUCUCAGCCAGGUGGAAGUCGCAGUAGACCCAAACCCGGGUUUUAUUCCAAAGGUUUUCAACUUUACCCAUCAAGUUGCAUGUUGAAGAGCAACUUUGACAGACUCAGGUAUUCUGCAGUCAGACUGAAAUUUGAUUACAUUGAUACAUCAAAAGCUUCACAUCCCAGAGACUCAAACCGAAGGGUAACUCUAAUACUCUCAGAAUGUAAUCUGGUUACAAUAUUGGAUAUUUGGUUUCUCCUCACGUAGGCUGAGAUGGCAGAGGUAUUCUAAAUGACUAAAAAGGUAAUAGGAUUCUAGCAGUGGAUUAAAAGAUCCUCAAGAUGCAAAGUAACUCUAAAUCAUGUAAUUUGAUAACAGUAACAGAUCCAAGGUUCUUCCUCAGAGGUGGAGGGACCAACAGACUUUUCUAGGAAACAAAAUGUAAUCUGAUUACAGAAACACAUUAAAUGUUCUCAGAGACUCCGACUGCAGAGAAAUGUGUCCCAUUAUAGUAAAGAUCAAAGGAAUUUCAAUGAAACUCAAAUUUCAGCUGUUAAAUGUAAUCUGACCACAAACCUAAUAAAGUAUUUGUGUAAUUAUG